UAAAUGAAAGGCAGGAAUAUUCAUGUUAUUAAUAAGAUUAUUGACGGCAGUCGUGCGAAUAAAAUUGAUCACCGAAGUUUGAUUAUUUUAUAUUUUAUCUCUAUUGAUGAACAGUGAUGUAUGUUUUUCGCUCAUCAAUAUAUUGAAAGCUAUUGAUGAGUGACAAGUUUAUUCGGAAAGAACAUCCGUUUGCCGAUAUUGUCAGAAAGAUGGGUUUAUAAUGGAAGUUAAUGGAAUAGAUUCAUAUUUUAUGAGAAAUGCACAGUUAUAGCAUUGUCUGCUUGAAGAAACUUGAGAAAGCAUAAUAUAUCAUAGGAAAUACGGAGCUUGGAUGUACCACAUUAUUUAUGGAAUUAUUUAUUGAAAUGAAUUACACGUGUACGAUUUUGCAUAUCUGAUUGAAAGUUAAUUGAUUUCAUUAUUUAAUUAUUACACAGAAAUUGAUAGUCAUAAGGAUUGCCUUGGAACUAAGUAAGACGUAAGAAGAAAGGUGCAUGUGAUUUUUAAAAAGUGAGAAAUCUUUAGUCGUAGAUAGUGACUUGGUAUAAUUAUGUCAGACAUGCAGCAAAUUGUUAAACCAGAUAUGCCGCAAAGUGUUAUAUCUGACUCACAGAAAACAGAGGAUGAACCUGGAACCAAUCCAAGACUGAGUCGACCACCUCCACCAGUGGUUGGUAAAGUAACACAUUACAGUAUUGAACUGUACUGGGAUGAGGCUCUUGAACAGGCUAAGGCGGGUAUAGAGAAGUGUGAUGGGAGAGUGAGAGUUUGUCUGCAAGAACAUGACAGGGAUGGAGAAUGGGGAAACCUGUACUCAGGUUAUGCAAAGAGACAUACGGUAUCUGGUUUGGACCCCAGUUCAGAAUACAAGUACAGAAUGCGUAUGAUGAACAAUGCUGGUAACAGUGACUGGAGUGCCCAUGUCAAAGUCUCUACAACAAAGGAGCCUAUGAAUGGAGAACAUCUACACAAGGCACUGAACAGACAGGAUCUUGAAAUGCUGGAAAAAGUUAUAGAGAGCGGAGAUGUGAAGAUAGAUGUUCCAGACAAGUAUGGAUUCUCUCCCUUGAUGCAGGCAUCGGUAAAGGGUUAUGAAAGUUGUGUGGAGAUCUUGUUAAAACAUGGUGCUGAUGUACAUCUACGAAAUGAUGCAGGGAAAACAGCAUUGAUGCUGGCAUGCUUUGCUGGACAGUUGGAAUGUGUUAAGAUUUUAAGAAAAAACGGGGCGAAAUACGAUGACUUUGACCGAGGUGGAUCAGCUCCUAUACAUUGGGCAGUUGAUGGAGGGAAUGUGAAGCUACUUGAUUGGAUGAUAGAAGAUGGAGCAGACGUCAAUCUCAGAGAUAUGAACUCGGGUUGGACACCACUAAUAAGAUGUGCAUCCGUAACUGGUCAUCGAGACAUUGGACUUUCACUCUUACAGAACAGUGCAGAUAUUAACGCCCAGGACAAGGAUGGCAAAACUGCUCUAAUGCUCUCAAUAUUAAAUGGUCACCAGGCUCUACUGGAAGUAUUACUGAAAAAGAACGCAGAUAUUAAAUUGAAAAAUGAGUAUGGAAAAACAGCAUACGACAUGGCAAUAUCUGUAGAAAAACGGAGAAUACUACGGACCUUAACCGACCACAUGGAAGCAAAGGGCAUCAAGACAUAACUGAUAUCGCAAUAUCAAUGCAGUGCACAUAAUCUCCUACAACAAGAUACACAUUCCACAAUUUAUACAGAUUACCAUAAUUAAGAUAACCUAAUUAGCAGAAGUAUACAGUCUUUAGUCACAAGGAAAGUUGAGAAUUCAAAUUUGGAUGGGUAAACCUCACAUGAAGAACUUUAUUUAUAGUUUCAACAAAAUUUCACUUAUAUUUAGAAGUACUGGUACAUGUUGAUAAAACACUUGUAAAACCAAUUUCUUCUGUUAAAAAUUUUACACAAAGGUGUUAGGAGCUAUUGAUAAUUUAUCUGACAAGGUGUUUACACAGGUUCAGAUCUCAAUCUUGUUGAUUUUCAUACAAGAGGUUUAUUAUAACAGUAGCUCGAUCUUGGAUGCUGUAUUUGGCUUGAGUGGAUUCUUACCAGAUCUGAUAUCACAAGGUGUGCAAGCCCCGAGUAUGAUCCGACCUUGCAAAAUACACGAGAGCCGAAUACAAAAUCCCAGAUCUAGCUACUAUUAUAAUGACCCUUUUAUUAUAUACCUCUACCCUUUUUGUUUGUUGUUUUGUAAUUGAACGAAAUCUUCAAUGUUAACGAUAUUAAAAUGGAACUAAGUGAAGUUUUUAUUUGUACUAUUUAUAGAACUGUGUCAGGUCAUGCAUAUUAAUGAAAGUAGUCCAGCAUCAUACAAUAUAAAAGGUACAAUACGGAAUUUAAAAGGUACGAUACAGAAUCCUUUUCUGCCUGUUCAUAUUUAAUUGUGAAAUACAAGCCAAUAUUUUACAGAAUUUCUAUAGGUAUAUAAUAAAGAAGUUUAGUGAAUGACUUUGACAGAAAACUGUAGCUGUAUUAGCCUGGGUUAUAUUCCUGUCUGCCCUGUACAGGUCUAGUACUUUUAGUAUAAUUGUUCUUAAGUUCUAAGUAAAAAAUAUGUUAUUAAGAGAUCCUACUUUAUUAGAAACACUGGCUGUCUCUGAUCUAUGACAUUUUACUCUCUUAAAAGUUCUUGAGCUGUAAUUAAGUUGUAGACAAAAACUAUGAAAAAUAUGUGGGAAAAACAAAUGUUCUUCCACCCUUAAUGCAUUGAGAUUUUCUGCUUAUAAAAGAAGUUUCCUACCGGUGCAAAGUUUGCACAUUUAAAUUUCCUGUUUAAACAAACAUAAUUUUUAUUAUGUUCACCAAUGUUUGGAUUAUUCAGAUUUUAUUUAUAAAGCAAUAAUAUAGAAUAAAGAAAAGAUUGUUUUAUUUACGAGAUUGUGGACGAGUUUUAUAAAUGACUUUAUUUUUGAAUCUGUCCUUUUAAAUAAUAGAAGUAUAACAUAUAUAAGAGAAGGUUGGAAGGUGAAUUAUUCAGUUGUUUUUUCAUUUUAUUGAAUCCGUCCAGUUUCAUUUGUAUAUGCAAUAUGGAGAAAGCAAUAUAUUGUUUUGAUUUAUAAAACUGUUGUUUGUAAAUUCAUGUUGUACAAGUUGUUAUUUGAACAAAAAAGGAAUAUACAUUCCAGAAAUAUUGUAUCAUACAUUUCCCAUUGAAUAUUGUUGUCAUUACCGUAUAUUUUCGCCUAUAAGAUGCACUCGCUUAUAAGACGCCAGUCAUGCAAUCUGGGGUUUCUUUUUCUUUUAAUGUCCUUGUAGUAAACGCUUAUAAGAUUGGAAAUAUGACUCUAACAAUGCGUCUUAUAAGCGAAAAUAUAUGGUAAUUCUUUUAACAUAAACUAAUAUUUAUACCAUUUAAGGCAUCAUAUACUAUGCAUACUGUACGUUCUUCGGGUUAUUUUGCCUUGGUCCAGUUUUGGAUGAUUUUACCAUAAACUGUGUGGUUCUAUGUUGGCUGGUGUGAUAUUCACUAUUUAAUAUAUUUUGCAGUAAAUAAAUAUUUCUCAUCUAAUUUUGGUAUUUCAGUUUAGUUGGGACAAACUGUAUAGAGCCAUAUUACAGGGGAAAGCUUUAUACUUGUACAUAGGUUGUUACUCUUGAAAGAUCAAUUUACCUAGAAAACAAAGAUCUGAUUUAUGUAGCGGUUAAUGCUCUUCAGGGGUGCUGUUAAAGGGGGGUGUACGGUACAUUUGUAUUCUUUACUAUCAGUUUUAUUGUGGUCACACCAAGUUGGUCUUCUGUUUGUCAGAUUGUUGCACCAAAAUAAAUAAAAAUGGGAUUUUUUUUUUUUUUUUUUUUUUUUUCUGGAAAAAAAAAAAAUCUAUAGAGAAGGUAAUCAGUUUGGUGUGGCCUACAGUAAGAUUUGUGUAUGUAUUUACAUAUUUCCUGUUGAACUGAAAAUGUUUGUCACUUUGAAUGCUAGUGUUCAGAGCAUUUUUUCUCUGAUAAAAUAUUUUUUUCUGCAGUAGGUUUAUUUUAUUUUGCUGUUUCAGUGCUGUCUUUUUUGCACGAUUGUAUUUGAUGGAAUUUCAAUAUAUUUGUUAGGCAGUAUGUUACAGCUGUCUUGUUUAAAUUAGCUGAUGAAAAAUAGUCCUGUGGAUUUUUCAUAAUUUUCAACUAUUUCUAAAACUAAAUUUAGAUGUAAAAGAAAGUUAAAUGAUUGUUUGCAGUUUUAUGUUAUCUGUAGUGUGCAAGGUGCAUACUUAUAAAAGCCGCCAGUUUACUUGUUGGGAAAGCGCAGAUCUACGGACCGUGGAAAUGCAAGUUUGGUCCCCGGGCAGGCCGUAUGUACUCUGUGAUGAUUUGAUAAUAGACAUUGUGUCUGAAAUCAUUCAUCCUCCACCUCUGAUUCAUGUGGGGAAGUUGGCAGUAAUUUGCGGAGAACAAGUUUGUACUGGUACAGAAUCCAGGAACACUGGAUGGGUUAAAUGCCCGCCCUUACAUAACUGGAAUACCAGUACUGUUGAAAAACAGCAUUAAACCCAGACAAACUAAUAAACAAACAUAAAUUGUGAAGUUGAAUACAGUUGACACUCGUUAUUUGAACUUGGUCAGUUGGGCUCAGUUGUUUCAUUAAUCUAUUCAAUUUCAUUUAUUUCCAGUAUUUUGAAAUUGUCAGAAUCAGUUAUUGAGAUAACCUUAAAUUGUCACGUUUGAUCUGAAGUGAUAUAAAUAUAGUUUACCUGUUUCCACCCCUAAAUUAUUCUGCCUGGGUAUAAUGUAAUGAUUAAUUGUUUACAUAGUUUCUGAAUAUUUCCUGAGCUUAGAUUACAUCAACCAUAAAACUAUUGAAACACUUUUUAGCAUAAUAGUAGAAACAAUGUAAAACUGAGAAAUUAUGAUAAAAGUCCAUGUAAUGAUUUCAAAGUUCUCCAAUGAAUACCAUAAUUAAAAUGGAUAGCUUUGACUAACUGAGAAAUACAAUACGUUCUCUUUCUUUUUUUAAUACAGUAAAAUCAGCUUCAUGUGGAUGCUAAAUUAGUAGAUUUAGAAAUGUUUUAGUAUGUAUGUGCCAACCUAUCUUUUCUCUACCCUUCUAUAGCAAGUGCUGAUAAUUCUUUAUUAUGCAAAGUUUUGAUUUCUUUUAAAAUUGUUAUUUGAUUUAUGGAAAUUUCACAUUUUUUUUUUUUUUGAAACAAUAGUCCAAUAGAAAACAUUUUGUUAAGACGUUAUGUUGUAUUCAAAUUUUAUGAAUAAAUGUCUUACUGAAAUAUU
Mercenaria mercenaria is the source of this 5232-nucleotide messenger RNA. RefSeq names its product fibronectin type 3 and ankyrin repeat domains 1 protein-like. The record is from RefSeq and is a predicted model, not a curated record. NCBI's taxonomy places the organism in Eukaryota, Metazoa, Mollusca, Bivalvia, Venerida, Veneridae. The coding region runs from base 551 to 1651 and encodes 366 amino acids. Gene Ontology annotation, biological process: regulation of apoptotic process. Gene Ontology annotation, cellular component: nucleus. The transcript has 10 exons. Gene Ontology annotation, molecular function: protein binding.